Paramormyrops kingsleyae is the source of this 3356-nucleotide messenger RNA. RefSeq names its product adhesion G-protein coupled receptor G5-like. Gene Ontology annotation, molecular function: G protein-coupled receptor activity. Gene Ontology annotation, cellular component: plasma membrane. NCBI's taxonomy places the organism in Eukaryota, Metazoa, Chordata, Actinopteri, Osteoglossiformes, Mormyridae. The record is from RefSeq and is a predicted model, not a curated record. Gene Ontology annotation, biological process: adenylate cyclase-activating G protein-coupled receptor signaling pathway; cell surface receptor signaling pathway.
GGUAAUACAGGCCAGGGUGAUCGGCUUCAUGUUUGCAAGGCAAAUGUCCAUGUUUUGAUAAAGCAUAGAAAUGGAAAUUUACUGGAUGGCAGAGGAUGCUGCAAAUGACUCUUUCUGCAUUUGUACGUUCCUGUUAAUCAGAUCCAAAAGACAAAAUCCAUCAUGGGGUGGAAAAGGCUGUUGUGCCCGGCCAUGAUAGCUUUCAUGAUAUUGUGCAGAUGCAGUAACAAUGCUGAUGAGAAGUGUGUGUAUAACAAGUACCCGACUGACACCUGGCCAUACUGUCUUUAUAAUGUAACCCUGAACAGUUGUAAAUCUAACAAGAUGGUUGUGAUAGUUGGUGAAAACUACACUGGAAUACUGAAGAGAACUCCAUGCUCACAACUAUCACAGUGCCAGAGUUUGCCCAGUGAGUAUGCAGAUCUCGCUGUUCUGUCAUUUCAGCACAAUGGAAACUUAAGUAAAGCUGAUUUUUGGGUGUGGCAAGAUGGUGAGUCAUACCGUGUAUACCUGCAGAAGACUUUGUUGACCUCACUGAAUCUUUCACUGAUUCUUUUACCAGGAAAUGGGUCCUAUAAUAUAACCUUAAACACUGUAGAAAUAUGUACCUCCGCAAAGUUUGUUGCAGAUAUUUGCAAAGAUGAAGACAAAAGAUUUGUUAUUAACAUCACAGUACAAAGCACUACACACUCCCCAUAUAUUACAUGUGCAAAAUGUCAAACUGUAGAAUAUCCCCAAAUGAACUUUACGUUUCCUGAAGCGGGAAACGGGACAUCAGGAAUAAGUGCAGCUGUUGCUGUGCAGGUUAUGAAAAACCUCACGCAACUGUUGACCAUGAUGGGAAGUAAAUCAUCUGCAGCUAUCACAAUAGGAGAAGCCAAAGGCAUCCUGGUGAAACCAGAAGAUAAGAACACUCUUCCAGGAACUUCCUUUGUAAUCUCUGAUUCCGUAUUGAUGUCUGAUAAUGAAGAAAUAAUGCAAAAAAGCCCAAGAAGCGUUUCUGUCCCUCAAGAAGCUAUAAACAAAGCAAUAUCGGUAAACCAAAACAGGACAUUUCUGGGAGUAUUUCUGUUUCCAAAUAUGACUAAGGAUGCAAAAAAUACCAGUGUUUUAAACAAUGAGGUUAUUGCAAUUGAUAUGGGAACUGAGAUUUCUAAUCUCACAACUGACAUAAACAUUACUUACAGAAACGUCAAAAAGGAUGGUUUCACGGUGAUUUGCAGUUCAUGGAACGGUGAAGGUCAGUACCCCAACUGGACGAGACAGGGAUGCAACACUUUGGAAGACAAUAACACUAUCACAUGCCUGUGUAGCCACCUGACCUUCUUUGCCAUUCUCAUGGUUGAUCCUAACGUGAACAUCAGUAGGACCAAUCUGGAGACUCUCACCUACAUCUCCUACAUUGGUUGCGGCUUGUCGAUGUUCUUUCUGGGUAUUGCUCUGUUCACACACUUCAUUUUAAGGAAAGCUAAGUCCAAUUCAGCUUCCAAAAUCCUCAUAAACCUUUUUGUCGCCAUGUUUCUGCUGGACCUCACCUUCCUUUCCAAUGAAUGGAUCACCUCUUUAGGCAAUCUCACAGGCUGUAAGAUCAUGGGGGCAUUCAUGCACUACUCAUUGCUCUCUACCUUCAACUGGUUUGCCAUUGAAGCCUUACACCUCUGCUUGCACCUCGUCGGUGCUUUGAAAUUGGACAUCAGUCAUUAUGUGCUCAAAAUGUGCUUUGUUGGGUGGGCACUUCCUGCUUUGGUCGUCAUAAUCCUCUUGUGCCUUGGAAAGUAUGGACAACAGACUGCCAGCUUUGGUCAAAGUAGUAACGUAACAAUGUGCUGGAUAACGGACAUCUUAGUCCAUUACAUUGUGAAUAUUGGCUAUUAUGCGUUAGUGUUUCUGUUCACCUUCACCAUCUUCAUCAUCAUUGUGAGAAGGCUUGUGUAUUUCAUGGGCAAAAAUGCAGGCACUUCCAAGGCAGGCUCAGGAAGAGCUGAUAUAUUUACUAUAAUGGGACUAUGCUGCCUGCUGGGAAUCACCUGGGGCUUUGCCUUCCUCAGCUACGGGCCCCUCACGAUACCAGCGCUCUACAUAUUCACCAUCCUGAACUCAUUUCAAGGCUUCUUUCUCUUCAUCUACUACAUCAAAUCAAGCAAAGCGAUUGAAGGAGAGGAAAGUGAAAGCUGUUCAAGCAAACAAUCAGCCACACUCCACAGCAUGGUAGAACAGAACAACCCCUAUGGAGAGCAAGGCCGAGGACCCAAACACGAGUGACUGAGUUGGGGGGGGGGGGUUACCGGUCUCAUUACUCAUUUAGUCAUUUCAUUAUACUGUUACAUCUACAUCUUUAAAUACACAGGUAUUUAUUUCAUGGCUUUAACUCAGUUCAGAAUUUGUUUGAUUGUACAUUCCUCUUGCAUGAAUCAGGGGGAAAAAUCUACACAUGCGAGAUUAAAGAUUAGUGAACCUCUAAGGCCACCAUUAUAAAUUGCCCUAUUGGCACUCCCAACAAUCCCAAGAUAUAUAUAAAUACACACACUGCAGGACUUUAUAGUGUGACCGUCUUACUUGCAUAUAUGAGUGCUUACGUGAAAAAAGAUUUAGGUGCACUGGUGCGAGUGACUUCUAACAUCGCCUAAGAAAAUAAGCUGAAACCUCACAUGGCGUUCUCAAUGACAGAGCCACACUUCACACACCGCCAUAUUUACAUAUGUUUACAUGCUAGUUGCAUUUCACGCUACGAUUGGCUGCUUCAGAACCUGCUAUCCUUCAUUCUCCCAGUAUGCACAGAUUAAAAGUUUUAGCAGAUUUAAAAGUGUGAAAUAGGCAUGGGCGAUAUGACCUAAAAUUAUCACGGUAUUUUUCACGUUUUGGACGGUGACGGUAUCUUUUAUACUGCAUAUUACUUUUCCCCCAGUUUUAGGAGAAGUAGCAUGUCCCGUCCCUUUAUGUAAAUUAAAAGUAUAUAUAUUUUAUAAUAUAUUAAGUAUACACUUGAAUCGCUGUUAUAGAUGGGUAUGGGUGGUCUUAUUUCUAAAAGAUAUAAAAAGUGACAGAUAAUGCUUUUCUCAUAUUCAUAUAACUGUCUGAAUAAGAACGCAGAAUAACAAGUUGCUUCAGCCGAAAACUAUGCAUUUUGCAGUUGAUUUCACAUAAAACGCAGAGUUGCUAACUUUCGUCAGCUGGCUAGAGAGAUUUUCAAUUCCAGGCAAAUCCGCACACACACACGCUUGUAACAGUUUUAUUACCUUGUAAAUAAUCUGUAAGGUUUGCAAACAUUACCAACGCUUUUGAUGUCGCUAAUUUAAGUUUAUAAUGCAAUGAUAUAAAUGUGCUGUAAGAUUUCUGAGCUAUGAAAGCGUGAAUGU